Cladocopium goreaui is the source of this 3363-nucleotide messenger RNA. The record is from the annotation of a GenBank genome assembly. NCBI's taxonomy places the organism in Eukaryota, Dinophyceae, Suessiales, Symbiodiniaceae.
AUGCCUGCUUGGACAAGCGCCGAAGCAUCCACUGGAAGCAAUACGCCUUUUGCCACAUCGACUUUCAAUCCCAAUACUGCAGAGCAGCUUGCACAGAAGAAAGAAUGUGUAGCUGCAUUACGUGCAGCAUAUCCAGAUGGAAAUACGAUUCCAUCAGAGACAAAAGACCUGAUCGACAAGAUGGACAAGGACAUCGAAAAGAUCGAAAAGGACAACAACAAGUUUGUCACAAAAAACAUCCACUCUGCCACGAAGUCUCUUGGGAAGGCGCAGAAAGCCUUAACCGAGACAUUGGAAGCCAAGAAAGCUCACAGAACCAGGUGGAUCAAACACAUCACCGAGGCUGUGACGACCUGGCAGGAACAACUGAAGGAAUACCAGAAGCAACAGGCAUCCCUUCAGGAAGUCAUCACCAAAGCCAAGGAGGAUAUCGAACUGGCGAGAUCAGCGAUUCAGACGCUCUCAUCCACAGCUUCACAGGCAAUGUUGGCAUCAAUGCCACCCAUCACACCUGUGACUGCCGAGCAGGAAGAUGGAGCCACGGAAGCCGACAAAGAGGAAGAGAAGCUGCAGGGGCAACUUCAGACAGUCCUUCAAGAUUGUGCAGCGGUGUUGAGCAGAGAGUGCACAACACCCACAUUAGAUGGGGAGGAUAUGGCUAUGGACGAUGCAGAGCGAGACAAAAAGGAAUUGCUGCUCCGAGAAGAGCCGGCCUUAUUACUGUCCUACGAAGAGAUGACAGAGAUGCACGAGCGUCAUAUGCUGUCGCAAAUUGAGCAUGGUGCGUACCUCCGAAUCAUUGUUCCACCACCAUUGGACAACACAUGGGACAUUGCACAUGCUCUCCGAAUUUUCCAUGAAGCCUAUGAUCUUUUUGAGCCGACAGCUGCUGGACGCAUUGCCGUGGAUCCUGUCUUUAUUGAUAUUGUGCUGCCGACACCACCUACCUCAGAUCUUGAAGAUCACUUAGCACACAUCAUUUUGACGCAGAGACCAUCGACAGAAUCGUGUGGAUUGAUGGACAUGAAUUAUUGCCUGGGCACCCUUGGCCUGGCCGCUCAGGAAUUGUUCCUUGAAGAUGACACCACGGAACAAGAAGUAGAACAAGAAUUGCACAAACUUGGAGAGAUGUAUCCAACGGAUGACGCACCAGGAAGCAUCACUUUCCUUGGAUGGCAGGCACAGCAGAUCAUGUAUGAGCAUCAAAAUCGGGCAUUCACAGGCACUGACCAGAUUGGAGCCGAGUUUGCUGAGAGAGAAGCCUUAAUCUUUGCUGGACUUUGGCGACUUGCUCUCAAUUCGACUAUUCCAACAAUUUUUAGAACUGAUUCCAGCACGACUGCAGACCAAUCAAUGGGCAGAGCGGGGUUCGCUGCAACACACCCCACCAUCGCCCUUUUGAGAGGAACUUUUCAAGCACUUACAGCUGGCAUGCGAUACUCAGAGCUCGAGGUUUCACAUGUGAAAGGACACGCGGGUGACGUGUGGAACGAACUAGCUGACUUUCUUGCCAAAAGUGAAGCCGCCAAUGGUCAUCGUUUGCAUCGACAAUCGAUCAACCUAUUGGAGCUCCAAUCCAUCAUGCCAUAUCUCUGGAUGUUUCUUGACAGUAAUUCCGGAUUGCCGUCACUGACACGACAUGGUUUUGAUGUGAGCCCACCGAAUCUGCCAGCCGCUGACAAUUCUGAAACAGUUCAGCAAGAUCCUCAAGGUCUAUCCCAAUGUCAAGAUGUGAAUCUCAGUGUUGCGUCUUUGAAUGUGGGUUCGCUAUUCCUCUCGCCUGAUGGUUUCAGUGGAAAAUUGACCUACCUUAGACAGCAGAUGAAUGCACAUGCAAUUCACAUCAUGGGCAUACAAGAGGCCAGAAGCCCUCCUGGAGUAAGUACUGCUGACGACAUUCUCCGGAUUUCGGGUGGGUCUGACAAUAGCAACCUGGGUGUUGAGCUUUGGAUAUCUAUGACACAGCCUCUGCUGCACAAAGAUGGCAAACGCAGUAAAUUGGCUCGUUCGAACGUCCAACUCUUACAUCACGAUCCCAGACGGCUUGUUGCACGGGGUGAGAAGAACACCUGGACGUCACCUGAUGGCAUGCAUGACCAUAGGCCGGGUGACAGCUUUGCUGAUGUCGUCUUUGGUCUGUUGUGGGCCAAACUCCUCCGAAAAUUAGAGUCGCGCAAAUUUCGUAGGGAGUACUACAGUGCACAAGCCGGCUUGUCAGUUGUUUGUGAACGACAGACGGUCAACAUGCAGCAGGAGAAGUAUUGGGACUUUUUGCAUAACGAUCAAGCAGCAGUCAUCCUCCACAAGCCUGCCACAAUUUGUGAAUGGGAAAAGUGGUGUGCGGAUCUUGCGGAUCAACCACCACCUGAAUGGACCCAAUGGACUCCCCAACCGCAGUCACUCACCAGACAGAAAAUCCUUUUGCAUGCCUUUGCAGGAAGGAGACGACGAGGUGACAUUGAAUGGUAUUUGGAUGUGCUCUCACAGCAGCUUGAGGGCUGCGUCAUACUGACUGUAUCCAUUGACAUCGUCAUCGACUCAGUUCAUGGUGAUAUUGCCAAAGAGGAGACAAGAGUGAUGUGGUUACACCACAUUAGACAGGGCCAUGUGGCAGGAUUCAUUGCGGGCCCACCAUGCAAUACAUGGAGUCGUGUGCGAGCUGUGCAACUGGCUGGCAAUAAAGGACCUCGUGUCAUCCGUACACCUGACGCACCUUGGGGUUUGAACGAGUUGCGUUUGGGUGAGCUCCAUCAGGUGACCAUUGGUACAAUUUUGCUGGGUUUUGCAUUUGAAUGUAUGCUGGCCAUGGCCAUGUACAGUGGAUCUGGAUUGCUUGAACAUCCGAAAGACAGCGAAGAUGAAUCAACAGUUAGCAUAUGGAGGUUGCCGAUCCUCCGAUUGCUAUUACAAUUUCCUGGCAUGAGAUUAAUCCAUUUGUCCCAAGGGCUUUUCGGAGCGCCAAGCCCGAAGCCGACAACAUUGCUAGUGCUGAGACUGCCUACAUUAGAACGCUCUCUACAUGAUGGCAUGCUCUGUUCCAAACUCAUCUUUGGAACCACCACUGGCAAGGAUGACAAAGGAAAUUUCAACACGGCUCCGUUGAAAGAAUAUCCCCCAGGGCUUUGUAGGGCGAUUGCCCAAAGUUUUGGCACUGAUUUUAGUGCGUCUUCCACCUGUGUUGAGCACGGUGACCUGCCAGACCUCCCAAUUUCGUUUUUGGAGCUAUGCACGAAGAUGCGUGACCACGAUUUUGGGAAUUUCAUAGUGGAAAGCUCUUCUGCGGUCAGUGCAAAGCCAAAAAGGCUGCGGCAUGGUCCGGCUGUGGGUCGUGCAGUCAGCGGCUAUCAUCCCCCCGUGGACUAG